UAUUAUCUUUAUCUAAUAAUCUUUUGAUACCAAUAGGGACACAUUUAGCAUCGGCGCCGGCUCCCCAGCCAUGAGGAGAGUUGUAUUUUAAAGGUGUUAUGAUUAUGAAUUAUGAAGUUCUCAAGACCCGUUCCCUACGCGUUAAUGAGAAUUGUAUAGCCUGUGUUCUGCAGCUGUAGGUAGGGGGUAGGGGGGUAGGGGAGGGGUAGGCGGUAGGGGCUGGGAUUGAUGACAUUCAUAUAGAGUUGGGUCUUAUAAAUAAUUAACCCGGAUAGCAGGCGCAAAUUUCGUCAGUCAUGUCGCCUCCCGGUUACUUUGUCAUGCUAUCAUGAAUUAAAAAAAUAGUCAGCCGUUUGUGUCACAGUAACAUCUCAAAAAAAAAACAACGGGUUGCACUCCGGGAGUGCCGGCAGAAGUGAAAACUUGAAUAUUAAAGUUGUUCAUUUUUGAUAUUUUGGAAUGGUUAGGGAAUAAUUUUGCACGAAUUGCUUUAAUUAUCAGUAUAAAAGUACUAUCAUUUAUGUGGUAAAAUACAAUAUUAAUUUAUUGCGCUACACAAACAUGACAAUUUAUAUUACAUAAAAAAUUUAACACUUCAGAACUAUUACAAUUAUUUAUUAAUUAUAAUUUCAACAACGAUCGUGGAGUUUUUCGAUCAGGUCACGUGUCCGUCUUACGAAUUUUCAAUCUGACGAAUCUAUCGGUUACGUGACCUGUCGCGAGUUUAACGUUUUUCCCCAUCACAAAAAGUGCAUAGCGCCUCUAAAGAAGUUUUCACUUCAAACAUUUCUGACAAAGUUACAAUCGGGAGGCGAUGACUGAACUUGUUUUUUUUAUCAUCAUGGAAAUCUGUUCCUGUCUCUCUGCCUAUAAUUUUUGCCAAUUGUCGGCCAUUCUCUACGUGUGAUGACAGUCCCAACUCCGUCAAACCUUUUACACAAUAUGAUUUGCGGUGACUAGAUGCAGGCACAAAUCUGAAAGAUUGGUUUCAGGCAUCUGCACAACUAAAGAUGUUGACAUCUUUUUGACGCACAUGAGUAACGCCCGGUUCCUUCGAGCGGUGGACUUCGCUAGGCAGCACUUCUAUGACAGAACCGGCAUUUAUUCCAAACUGUUUAAGAGCACGACCUUCGUGAAGGCGUCCACUAUUAGAUAUAGACGGCCCAUCGCCUUACUCAGCCAUUAUAAAGUCGAGACCAGGAUGUUAUGCUGGGAAAAUCAGACUAUGUAUCUGGAGCACAAGUUCGUCACUCUGAAAGACAACUUUGUAAGGGCUGUGGCUCUUUCACAGAAUUACGUGGUUGGCGUUGAUUUACCUACCGCGAUGGAGGAGAUCCCUGGUGCAGAUGCCUUUAAGACUGCCCCUGAGGAAGUCACGCAGUGGUGCCAAUUUCUGGAAGCUUCGAGCGCCAGGCUUAGGAAAAAGGAUUAACAUACUUUGCGUCUAUCUUUAUUUCUCUCACAUCUGUGAUGAUAACAUUUCCGGCAGGUAUAUCUACAGGUGUUCGAGUGCGUAGUAUGGCGCACGUAAAAUGGCAAACUUCCUUUGAUUUGGUCAGUUACUAAUUGAUAAACUGUGAACGAAAGAAAUUUACUUACAUGUUUUCUUCUAGUAGGAAGUAAAAGUAUAGGUUUUAGAAAUUUUAUUCGGCAAGUAUAAAAUCACCUUUAAAUAAAUAAAAUUUGUUCAGACUUA
This is a messenger RNA of Cydia pomonella (codling moth), 1696 nucleotides long. Its product is annotated as protein THEM6-like. The coding region runs from base 1034 to 1432 and encodes 132 amino acids. The record is from RefSeq and is a predicted model, not a curated record. NCBI's taxonomy places the organism in Eukaryota, Metazoa, Arthropoda, Insecta, Lepidoptera, Tortricidae. The transcript is spliced from 2 exons.